Naumovozyma dairenensis CBS 421 is the source of this 828-nucleotide messenger RNA. It is a transcript of the gene AIM36, whose product is annotated as Aim36p. NCBI's taxonomy places the organism in Eukaryota, Fungi, Ascomycota, Saccharomycetes, Saccharomycetales, Saccharomycetaceae. The transcript has a single exon. The record is from RefSeq and is a predicted model, not a curated record. Bases 1 to 828 code for a protein of 275 amino acids.
AUGUUGGAAUUAAGAUAUGUUUUGGGGAGACCCCAACUUGGGAUACAGCCAAUUUUAUUAUCAUCAAAAAUUGUUAGACCUCUUUCAUAUACUAAAGGUAUUGGUCUGAAGCAAAUAUCACCCAUAUUAUCAAGACUAUCUUCGAGAAGAUACGUUACCAGAACUAAUAGUAAUUGCAACAGUGGUGUUAAAAGUAAGGAAUCCACUAUUGAUCCGAAACUAAAUAAAGAAUAUCCAGGUUUCAAGAAAAUAUUCUUAUUGGGGAUCAUAGGUACAGUAAUUUUCGUAGAAGCUGUUCGAUCAUUAGAUAGGAAUAAACCGAAGACAUAUUCUAAUGAGGAAUUUGAUAAUGUGAUGAGUGGGUUGAGAAGGAAAACUACAAUGUUCAAUGAAGGUGAUUUAGAUAUUCAAUUUUUCCUCUCUAACGAUACAAAAGAAGUAGAAAAAUUGAAAAACCAAUAUGGGGGAUCAGUUAUAAUCUUGAACCCCCUUGAUGUUGCGGAAUAUUAUAGGAUGAAUCCAAAUGAUCAAUAUGAGCCCCUGUUGAACGAGAUUUAUGAUCAAUUCAAAGAUGAGUCCUACAUUGAACAUCUACCAUUGGGAAUGCUUGUGAUGUUGAUUGGGAGGUAUAUGAAUGAUGGGUUUAAAUUGGGGAAUAAUCAUAGUAAGAUUAUUAUUGUAAACUUCCCUAAAGAUAUUAAAGAUGCUAUCAAAUUUGAAAAUGAGAUAGCUGUUGUUUCAAAGAUAUUGAUUCCAAAAGAUUCAGAACUGAUAAAUACAGAUAUUUGUAAAUAUUACGAAGGUGUAGAUAAAGUUGAAAAAAUCUGA